Molecule: messenger RNA, 1191 nt
Organism: Drepanopeziza brunnea f. sp. 'multigermtubi' MB_m1
Lineage: Eukaryota; Fungi; Ascomycota; Leotiomycetes; Helotiales; Drepanopezizaceae
Biological process (GO): cell wall modification; pectin catabolic process
Molecular function (GO): pectinesterase activity
Source: RefSeq, a predicted model, not a curated record
AUGCCUCUCCUUGGCUCUUAUCUGCUCUUCUUCUGUGCGGCGGUGCUCACGCUGGUAGCGGGCUGGGAUAUCAACAAUGUGAAAGAUCGCCAGAAAUGUCAGGCGCUGACCAAGAAUCCGCUGGAUGGCUGUGAUUCCAGUCCGGGGCGGACACUAUACGUGAAUGCUGCGGGUAAGAAGUCGCACUUUAAGAGUGUGCAGUCUGCUGUUGAGUCGUUGCCGGACAACACUGAAACGUAUACGAUCCUGAUAGCGCCAGGGAAAUACACUGAGCAGGUCAACGUAACUCGUCCCGGCCCAACUUACCUCCUAGGCCAAACCUCUCACCCACUCUCCCAAGCCAGUAACACCGUGACCCUUGUCUGGGAAGCCAGCGCCUCGCCAGGCAUCGACAAUGCGUUCACCAGCACGCUGACGAUAGCGCCGAACCUGAACGCGAGUCUGACGGGCGCGGGACCGACGGGGUUCCCCGAGCGGGAAGACAACCCGUUCGGGUGUGUGGAUUUCAGGACGUACAAUCUGGACGUCGUGAAUGACGCGCCGGACAAUGGGGUUCCUUCAUUGGCGUUGGGCAUCAGCUACGCCAAUGGCGGAUUCUACUACACGGGUUUCUACAGCUACCAAGAUACCAUCUACGUCGGCAAACUUGGCAAUGCGUAUAUCGCUAAAAGCGAGAUCGCUGGAAAGACCGGGACACGUGCAGACUUCCUCUACGGCUUCGGCACCUGCUGGAUCACCGACUCGGCUUUGAGACUCCGCUCUUGCGGCGGCGGCAUCGCGGCCUGGAAAGGCACCAACACGACGGCGUUCGAGAACAAGUACGGCGUGUACGUCGUCGACUCCGACGUCCGCGCGGCGAGCUCCUCGCUCAAUAUCAAGGGAAAAUGUGCACUCGGACGGCCUUGGAAUACCGAGCAGCGCGCCAUAUUCGCCAACACGUAUCUCGAUGAUAGCAUUCUGAGCACGGGAUUCAUCGACUGGAAGCCCUCACGGUAUGAUAGCCACCGGACUCUGCAGGCGGAGUAUAAGAAUUAUGGGCCGGGGUAUGAUGCUCAGGGCAGGAGCAAGGCGCAGUUUGGGGUGCAGUUGACGGAGGAGCAGUGGGCGGAGUAUAGCAGUCCCCAGAAGGUGUUCCAGACGAGGGAGGGGAAGUUUGGGAAUGUUGACUGGAUUGAUUCGGGGUUUGAAUAA